GCCAGCGAAGGUGCCGGGCGCCGGGCCCUCCCCGCCGGCGUGGCCGUCAUCGCCCGGAGCGGGUGCGCGGCGGGAGCGCGGGGGAGGCGGGCGCCGCCAGCGCCGCCGCGCAGGACAGGAGGAGGAGAAAGGGUGCGCAGCCCGGAGGCGGGGUGCGCCGGUGGGGUGCAGCGGAAGAGGGGGUCCAGGGGGGAGAACUUCGUAGCAGUCAUCCUUUUUAGGAAAAGAGGGAAAAAAUAAAGCCCUCCCCCACCACGUCCUUCUCCCCAGCCCUCGCCGCACCACACACAGCGCGGGCUUCUCGCGCUCGGCACCGGCGGGCCGGGCGCGUCCAGCCUUCAUUUAUCAAGCAGCUUUUCGGAAAAUGCAUUCGCUGUUCGGAGUUUAAUCAGAGGAGGAUUCCUGCCCCCGUCCCCGGCUCGUCCACCGGCCCCCGGUCCCUGUCUCUCUCCUGUGGAGGCGUGAAGCGGUCCCGCGGACAGAGAUCCAUGUCUGUGCCCGCGCGUGUGUGUGCGCGUGUAAAUUGCCGAGAGGGGGAAAAUCACAGGACUUCUGCAAAUACUGGACUGAAAAUUGUAAUUCAUCUGCCGCCGCCGCUGCCUUUCUUUGCUCGUGCUCUUGAGAUCUCCGGUUGGGAUUCCUACGGAUUGACAUUUCUGUGAAGAAGUCUGGGAAUCAAACUGGAAAUUCUCCUAAUUUUUACACCCUCCGCCCCCAACUCCUGAUUCAUUUGGAAGUUUCACAGCAGCUAUCACUGGAGAGUUCUGAAGAUUGAUGGAAUCUUUGCCUUAUGCAUUUGUUUUCACAGAAAAGGAAACUUGACAGAGGAUCAUGCUGUCCUGAAAAAAUACAACAUCACGGAGGAAGUAGACUGAUAUUAACAAUAAUUAAUAAUGUGCCUCAUGAAAUAAAGAUCCGAAAGGAAUUUAAAUAAAAAUUUCCUGCAUCUCAUGCCAAGAGGGAAACACCAGAAUCAAGUGUUCCGCAUGACUGAAGACACCCCCUCAUCCAAGAAUGCAAAGCACAUCCAAUAAAAUAGCUGGAUUAUAACUAUUCUUCUCUCGUGCGGGGCCGUGGGGCGGGAAGCGGGGGCGAGAGGUGCUGUUGGUACCCGGCUGCUUUUCCGUGGGGGAAGGAUGGCGCACGCUGGGAGAACAGGGUAUGAUAACCGGGAGAUAGUGAUGAAGUACAUCCACUAUAAGCUGUCGCAGAGGGGCUACGAGUGGGAUGCCGGAGACGCGGGCGCCACGUCCCCGGGGGCCGCCCCCGCGCCGGGCAUCUUCUCCUCCCAGACUGGGAGCACCCCAGCGCCAUCCAGGACCUCCCCGCCGCCGCCCCAGACCGCUCCCGCCGCCCCCGCCGGGGGGCCUGCGCUCAGCCCCGUGCCACCUGUGGUCCACCUGACCCUGCGCCAGGCCGGUGAUGAUUUUUCUCGUCGCUACCGCCGCGACUUCGCCGAGAUGUCCAGCCAGCUGCACCUGACGCCCUUCACCGCGAGGGGACGCUUUGCCACGGUGGUGGAGGAGCUCUUCAGGGAUGGAGUGAACUGGGGGAGGAUCGUGGCCUUCUUUGAGUUCGGUGGGGUCAUGUGUGUGGAGAGCGUCAACCGGGAGAUGUCCCCCCUGGUGGACAACAUCGCCCUGUGGAUGACUGAGUACCUGAACCGACACCUGCACACCUGGAUCCAGGAUAACGGAGGCUGGGAUGCCUUUGUGGAGCUGUACGGCCCCAGCAUGCGGCCUCUGUUUGAUUUCUCCUGGCUGUCUCUGAAGGCACUGCUCAGUCUGGCCCUGGUGGGAGCUUGCAUCACCCUGGGUGCCUAUCUGGGCCAUAAGUGAAGUCCACAAGCCGGCCACAAACACAUAUGCAAAAGGUUCACUAAAGCAGUAGAAAUAAUAUGCAUUGUCACUGAUGUACCAUGAAGCGAAGCUGUGGUCUCUUAAAAACAAAAACAAACCACCACCAACAACGAAAAAACAGCUUUCAGGCUCAACGUCGAAUCAGCUACUUACUGCCAAAGGGAAAUACAAUUUAUUUUUUACAUUAUUAAGAAAAAUAAGAUUUAUUUAUUUAAGACAGUCCCAUUGAACAUGUCUUUGGAAACCCUACUGCUAAUUACUAAGCCCCACCUGGAUGGCUCCACCUGGUCUCCUGUGCCUAUAAACACGGAUUUCUGUUCCAUGUUGUUGGCCCAACUGACUCACCAUCUGAAAAGCAAACAAAUUGACAAAGGACUUGACUGUUCCAGAAGCCGGGUUUCUGGCUGCUGGAGGUUAGGAAGAAGGUGUUCGGUUUCUUUGCCUUUUUUUUUUUUUUUUUGCCCUGGAGGCUGUGUUCUUAAUAGAGGGAGGGUCCUUGGAGGGGAGACCAUUCUUCCCUGGCCUGAAGAACAGGCACUUUGCAUAUGGUACACACCCGGUUGGAAGAAAACCAUCUGAAACUUCAGAUGGAUUUGGUGUUUGCCAAGAUCUCCACCCCGAAGGACAGUGACGGGAAAAAUGCCCUUAAACCAUAGGAAAGUAUUUUUUUAAGCUACCAAUUGUGCCGAGAAGCAUUUUAGCAAUUUAUACAAUAUCAUCCAGUACCUUAAGCCCCGACGUGUAUAUUCAUAUAUUUUGGAUACGCUCCCCUCCAAAUACUGGCGCUGCCUGUGUAUGAAACAGAAUCCUCUGGAAUGCGAGGAAGUGAACGUUUCGGUGACUUCUUCGGCAUCAGGAAGCAUCAGGCCGCCACAAGUGCCUGCUUUUCCGCAAGAGGCCGCGGUCUGCUCUGCCUUGCCCCAGCUCGGAGACCUCGUCCUGGAACCCAGCCUGGCCACUCGCUGGCCUGCUCGAGGGCUUUUAAACAGAGCGGUGUGGUCUGCGAAUGUCUGGAAGCUGACGGAGCUCAGAAUCGCGCGGGCAAGGAAAGACGGCAGGAGGCCUGGUCCUGCUACCCUGGGGCCCCCUGGUUAGGCGCCUCUCCACGCGGAGCGUGGAACCCGGGAGCCAAGGCUCUUCGGGCGUUGAUCACUGUGGAGGGAAGGAAACAGGCACUGCGCCUUUGCUCGCGGAGGGAGGUGGCGAUGGCUGAGGAGCCCGCCCCCCAAGGGAAACGCUCGCGUGCGCCUUGGCAGCGCGGCUGCCAGCCUGCCUGUGCAGCUUAAAGCAAGAUUUUAAAGACUUUGGGGAGGGUCAUAAAUCCUAAAGGAAGCGUUAAAAUGGAUUAACUGACCUAUGUCUGUGGAAUUACGAUGUAAAACAUUAUCUUGUCAUUGUAGUUUGGUUUUAUUUGAAAAACCUGACGGAGGGGGGAAAAAAGUUCCAGGUGUGGAAUGUGGGGAUUAUCUGUACAUCCUGGGGCGUUAAAAAAGAAAAAAAAAAAAAAAAUCAGUGCUGGAAAACGCUAGAGAAGUAGCAAAAGAAGUGAAAUCUCCAGUUCAUAAACUAGAAAUAUUUUUUCAAGUUUAGAAUCAGCCUUGAGACAUACGUGGAAUAACUGUGGCAUUACUGCAUUAUAUACCAUUUAUCUGUAUUAACUUUGGAAUGUACUCAUGUUCAAUGUUUAAUGCUGUGGUUGAUAUUUCGAAAGCUGCUUUAAAAAAAAAGAUUACAUGCAUCUCAGCAUCUUUUUAAAAAAUUGUAUUUAGUUAUGGCCUCUACACUAUUUGUUAGCAAAAAUGAUCAUUUUUUUCCAUUUGAGGUUUUUGGCUCUUAAUUCUUUAAAAGCAUUUCUGAGGAGGUGAGAUAAGCCCUGGGUCUCAGCUACCUGAGAAAACCUGGAGCAUGCUGGCCACCCAGCCACCUUGCUUGAACCGAGUUACGUCCACUUCCAUGUCAACAGAAUUAUUUAUUGUGAGGGACGUAUCUGUUGUCCCUUUGACCUAGUUGCUUAGGUUUACUUGUCCUUGGCCAAAUCAGAAUUUAACUCACAUCAUUUAGGAUUGCAUACAUGUUUGGUUAAACCCAUGAGGUUCAUUUGGCUGGAAAGCCAGAUGGAAGAUGACCAGGGGAUUAAAUUCUGGCUCCGAUGGUUUGCCCUUUAGAGAUGGUUUCCGUGCCCGUUUCCACGGAGACCUGUCUGGAGCCCUCCCACCCUCCUUCCAUAGGGCCUUUCUCCGUGGCCGUCCUCAGGUCCUUCCUGAAAUGCAGUGGCGCUUACGCCCUAGACAGAGAAAGCAAGAAACCCAUGGUAUGAAGCCAGACCUCCCUGGCGGGCCUCAGGGAACAGGACCAUCAGACCUUUGAAUGAUUCUAAUUUUUAAGCAAAAUAUUAUCUUAUGAAAGGUUUACAUUGUCAAAAGUGAGGAAUAUGGAAUAUCAAAUUCUGUGCUGCUAUCCUGCCAAGAUCAUUCUAAUGGAGUCGGUUUGCAGUACACUCCAAGUGGCGAGAUCCUCCAAGCUGCUUUAGAAGUAACCAUGAAGAACACGGACAUUUUUAAUAUAAAGCCUGUUUGUCUUUUGUUGUUGUUGUUGUUAUUGUUCAAGCUGGGAUUUGCAGAGUGUUCUAAAAAUGUAUAUAUAAAAAAGGUCACAGGGGCUAAUUUCUGACUGGUUUCGUUUUGCUGUGGGGUUACAUUAUCUGGUUUUAAUGAUAAAUGUUCCCGGCCACCUGACCCCAGAACUGUACAGUAUUGUGGCUACACUCUCUCUAAGAGUAGUUGAAGUUGCAUUUUUCUUGUUGUUAAAAACAUGUUAGAAGCAAUGAAUGUAUAUAAAAGCCUCAACUAGUCAUUUUUUUCUCCUCCUUUUUUGCAUUGUCUCAAUUACUUUGCAGUUGGACAGCAGAGACCCAUUCCUACCUAACAGGUGUGGAGGAGGGAUUCACACCUGAAUUACCAUCCGCGUGGUGCACAUGUUGGCCCAGGUCAGGGUUCAAUAGAGCACGUGCACUUUCCAAAUGGAGGUCAAGGGCUCUAAAAAAAGCCACAAGGAGAAAAGCACCCAAGAACCUCCUGGGUCCUCCCAGGCCCUCGCCGCACAGACAGCCCGAAAGAGAGAUCAAAAUGACAGCUCGUAUCUUCUGCAGCAAACAGCUCAUCUCAGAUUUUGCAGGCUUAAGAUGUGGCUUAAAGUCACAUUUCGAAUGAAGGAAGCACUUUGCUAUAGUUCAAGCCAAAACCCAACAGCCUCUGCCCCAGCUCACUUAUCUCUGUCUGUUCAGAUAUGACCUUCCAUUAAGAUUUGACUUUAUUUCAUUAGAAAAUGUUUAUGCUUAUCAUUUAAAGACCUAGUCCUGGCCCAAUGUGGGAAAUUAGGAAGUGAUCAUAAAUCAAGAGGAGUUCUAAUAAUCAGGAUUAGACAUAAAUAUGUAGGACAGUCCCAACGCACGUCUGAGUUUUUUGCAUCGAGGAUCUAUGGGAUAAACAGAAUUGCAAAUUGUCUAUAUUGUAAUUAAACUUACGCUAAAAUGAUGAACUUAUACAUGUGAACUUAAAUUCUAAUUUCGACUGUACUUCUAAGGCAGCGGCUGUUUUUAUACUUCCUUAUCACUUAUAGUUAGUAAUGGACACCUCCUCUAUCAGAAAAAAACAGGAAGGGCUUGAAAUGUAAGCCAUUCUAAGGAAAUUAGGGAGUCAGUUGAAAUUCUAUUCUGAUCUUAUUCUGUGGUGUCUUUUGCAGCCCAGACAAAUGUGGUUACACACUUUUAAGAAAUACAAUUCUACAUUGUUAAGCUUAUGAAGGUUCCAAUCAGAUCUUUAUUGUUAUUCAAUUUGAAUCUUCCCAGGGAUUUUUUUUUUUUUUAAUUAUUAUGGGACAAAGGACAUUUGUUGCAGGGUUGGGAGGAAGAAUUUUCAAAUGAGCAAAACAUUCCCAAGAUUGGAUCAGGGUGUGGAGGCUUUCAGAAUAGCCAGGACUGUAGGAUGUGAGAUGCAAACAAGUGAAAACUUCACUAGGGUCAAUGUGAUGCCUCCGUGAAGGACCUUAUGCAACAAACAAGAAACAUUUUCAAGUUCUAUGGUAUAUUUAGCUUCUAGAGACAACAGGACAACUCAAAGUCCAGCUCUGUGCGGCAAUAUGCAGAUGAACCAAAACUCCUGUAAACAUCUGCCAUCAAUGGUAAGGAUUUCAGUUUCAAGCCUGGGCGUGUCUAAUGGCCAUUUAAACAAUAAAUUUGUAAUUUUAACCAACAGGAUAUUUAAUGAAAACCUUCUGGUUGGUAGGGACAUCUAUUUCUAAAUACUUGUUAUGCACAAUAUGGGGAGAAGAAAAGUGAGACUGAACUGGGUAAGUAAUAAUACAAGUUCCUUAUCCUUACCCAAAGAUUCAUCCUGUUCCAUGUCUGUGCUCAUAGGACUGGCCUUAGACAACCAUGAAAUAUGCAUCCCAUGGGGCACAAAGAAAACCAGAUGGAGUAUGAAUGGUAUUGCCCCAAUUCAUCAUGACUACCCCAGAAAAAUAACUGAAAGGCCGUAUAUAUCCUAUCGAUGACAAGGUUGUUUUAGGUCCCAAGGUAAGCUCAGCAGACAGAAACACUUGUGGAAGAUGGAAAGGCUUAAUCAAAAAAUCCCGGGAUUGUUACUAAAUAUGACUAUAGUAUAUUAGUAACUCCGUGUCCCUAAACCUUUUAGGGAAUCUGCAGUGAGCCUUCCAGCCAGCUCAUUUCAUUAAGUUUUUGCCUCUGGGGUAGCAUUUAAAGGAGUGAUAGCCGAUCACAUUUCUUUGGAGGAAGCUUGUGUUUAUUAUACUAUCUUCUUAAGUUUUCAACCAAGUUUUGCUUUUGUUUUGAGUUACUGGGAUUAUUUUUGUUUUCAAUAAAAAUAAGUGUAUAAAAAGUGGUUUUGUAUUGAAAGCUUUUGUUAUCAAGAUGUUCACACUUCUCCCUUCCAUGGGCUGUUUUUAAGAUGGACACUUCUUAGGGGUGGCUGAUAUCCUGCAACACUGUACACACAAAAAAAACUAUAUAAGUGUACUUUAGAUAGUUAAGAUAAAGUAAGUCUCUGCUUGGCCAGCAUUAAAUAUAAUAGCAUUUUCUUUGUAUUGUUGGGGAAAGCCACACUGCCAUUCAACUUUCUUUGUCUGUCCAGUUAAUAUUGUGAAGAAAAAUAAAGUACAGUGUGAGA
Molecule: messenger RNA, 7042 nt
Organism: Orcinus orca (killer whale)
Lineage: Eukaryota; Metazoa; Chordata; Mammalia; Artiodactyla; Delphinidae
Gene: BCL2
Product: BCL2 apoptosis regulator
Exons: 3
Coding region: 1137-1838 (233 amino acids)
Biological process (GO): intrinsic apoptotic signaling pathway in response to DNA damage; negative regulation of intrinsic apoptotic signaling pathway; extrinsic apoptotic signaling pathway in absence of ligand
Cellular component (GO): mitochondrial outer membrane
Molecular function (GO): protein homodimerization activity; protein heterodimerization activity
Source: RefSeq, a predicted model, not a curated record